AUGUGUAGAAGUUUCAUAUGGACAGGGCAAGGUAUAGUGUCAAAGAAAGCACUAUUAGCAUGGGAGAAAAUAUGUAUGCCAAAGUCAGCGGGUGGAUUUAAUAUUAUGAAUAUAGCAAUCUGGAAUAAAGCUGCUAUAUGUAAGAUCAUGAAGGCACAGAAGACUAUGAUGGAUGCUGGUUUCAGCCAUGAUGAUAUCAUAAACAUGAACAGAUGCACUGUCAAACAAAUCUACCACAGGCUGCGAGGUACGUUUGAGAAAGUAAGUUGGAGGAAAGUAGUUUGCCACAAUGGAGGGUGUCCCAGAUGGAAUUUUGUGCUAACUAUGACUGCUCAUGGAAGACUUUACACAAAGGAUAGACUGCAAAGAUGGGGAAUACAAGUUGAUCAAGAGUGUAUAUUAUGCAACAGUGAAAAGGAAACCAUACAACAUCUGUUUUUUGAAUGUUCAUAUGCAAAAACACUAUGGAGCAAACUCUUAGCAUGGCAAGGCAUUGGCAGACCAGUACAAGGGUGGGAUGAUGAGCUAAAAUGGGCAGAGAAAUGGGCCAAAAGGAAGACUGCAACAGCUGAACUAUACAAAAUGGUGCUGGCAACUGCAAUUUACUAUGUGUGGCGGAAAAGAAAUGGUCGAAUUUUAACAACAAGACAAGAGGAUGGGAGACAGUUUGCAAACUGA
Messenger RNA from Nicotiana attenuata, 678 nucleotides. RefSeq lists its product as uncharacterized. Bases 1 to 678 code for a protein of 225 amino acids. The transcript is spliced from 2 exons. NCBI's taxonomy places the organism in Eukaryota, Viridiplantae, Streptophyta, Magnoliopsida, Solanales, Solanaceae. The record is from RefSeq and is a predicted model, not a curated record.